AUGUACGCAAUCGCUAGAAGCCUGCUCCCUUUGUUACUCCUCUCCUUGAUUCGGCCAUCGGCUGCCUUCCCCGUUGAGGUCCGCUCGCAAGACAGUUUCCAACAUGAGUCCGGCCACACCUGCACCAACCUCGUGAUUCCGUUCAGUGUGACCGAGAACUCGGCGGGCCACUUUGAGGAUGACAGCUACAGCAUCGAGGUCCUUCAUAACUUCAUGGACUUGCGCGAUUUCAGGACAGCGACCUACAAUAUCUCGGCCAUCUACUGUGCGCCCCCCGCGCAAGCCUCCCAUAAGCAGGACACCAUUCAAAUGCUCGUCCACGGCGCCACCUUUAGCAAGAUUAUGUGGGACUGGCCGUGGCAGCCGGAGAAGUACUCGUGGGUCCGGCGCAUGCAUGCGGAGGGCUAUCCUACUCUGACCUUUGACCUAAUCGGGUCUGGCAACUCGUCCCACCCCCACCCGCUGUACGAAGUCCAGACGCAGUUGAUCGUAGAGCAGGUCCACCAUAUGAUCAAGCUGUUGAAGGCGGGGCAGAUCGGCGGUGUGACAUACCACAAGGUCGCUUAUGUCGGAUUCAGCAUUGCCUCCAUUGCCGGGGUGUCGCUGGCGUACCAGGUUCCCGACGCCAUCGACGCGCUGGUCCUCCACGGCUUCACCUGGAAUAUCCGGGAUCUGUAUCCUGCGUUCCUGAGUGGCUUGCAGGUGGCCGCCAACGGACUCGAGAAACCGGAGUGGAAGCAAUACCCGGCCGAGUACACGACGCAGAUGAACCCGGCCGGUCGGCAAGCGGCCGUGUUCUAUGGGAACUUCGACCCGGAGAUCGUCCCGGUGGACUUCUACCUGAGAGACCUCGACACCCUCGGUCUGUCCAUCUCGCUGGCUUACCAUCUGGUGACGCCGAACUUGUACAAAGGGCCGGUGAUGCUUGCCAAUGGUGACCAGGACGCGACCUUCUGCGGGCGUUCAUGUGGAUCGGCUCCGUAUGAGCUAUACGACCGAUUCCCCAACGCCACGGAUCAUGAUAUCAAGGUCUAUCCGCAAGCGGGACAUGGCAUCCAUCUACAUAACUAUGCCCAGCAGCUGAUGAAUGAUACGCUGGCAUUUUUGAAGCGGAACGGAUUCUGA
Aspergillus pseudoviridinutans is the source of this 1125-nucleotide messenger RNA. Its product is annotated as alpha/beta fold hydrolase. The coding region runs from base 1 to 1125 and encodes 374 amino acids. The record is from RefSeq and is a predicted model, not a curated record. The transcript has a single exon. NCBI's taxonomy places the organism in Eukaryota, Fungi, Ascomycota, Eurotiomycetes, Eurotiales, Aspergillaceae.